AUGGCGACCCCGUCCCCGCUCAAGUCCGUGACGGCGCACUCGUGGGAGACUGAACCCGAGGGUGCGCUGGAGGGGAUUGUGCUCGAGGACGAUGCGAUCUUCGACCCCGUGAAGGCCGUUAAGGGCAAGAUUUCGAAGCUCGUGCCGGAGGAAGGACACAAGCCCACGCACUGCCUUGCGCGCCUGCGCUUCCACCCCAACACGGAGAAGCAGCUCAACAACAUGAUCAAUGUGGAGUACGCCAUGUCCUACACCUUCCACAGCAUGAGCAACUACUAUGCUCGUGACUGCGUGGGUCUUCCAGGUCUUGCAACACUUUUCAUGAAGCGCAGCGAUGAGACCAGGAAGAACGCUAUCGAACUCGGCGCCUAUGUCUCCAAGCGUGGGGGGUGUGUGGUGUUGAAGCCCAUUGCUGCGCCUGAGGGCGAGUAUGGUGAUCCUCAGAAGGGAGAUGCUCUCAGUGGCAUGGAGCUGACCCUGGCUAUGGAGAAGGCAGAGACUGAUAAGUUCCUUUCGCUGAACAAGGCUGCGGAAGAUGUGGUGGAUGAGCAGCUUUCAGACUUUCUCACCGACAAUUUCAUUGACAAGCAGGUGGAACUUCUCAAGCUCCAUGCCAUCUAUGUGUCGCAGCUGCGCCGCGUGCGCACUGGCCAUGGCCAGUGGCACUGGGACAAGACGCUCGCAGAGGAGCUUGGGACCAAAGCCAUCUCCGCGGGGCCGGCAAUGUUCGAGGCGGAGGUGGCGGGGCUGCGGGCGAUGGUGGAGGCGGGGGCCAUCCGCGUGCCGCGCCCCUUCACUGCAGGCGCCAUGCCGCGCCGCGGGUCGUAUGUCGUCAUGGAGUUCAUUGAAUUCGGCCAGCUCAAAACGCAGGCGGAGUUAGGGCGGCAACUAGCCCUCAUGCACCUGCAGGGGAUGUCGCCUAAUGGACAGUUUGGAUUUCAUUGCGAUAACACCAUUGGCAGCACGCCCCAGCCCAACAAGUGGGAGAGUGACUGGGUGACGUUCUUCAAAGAGCAUCGCCUGGGUCACCAGCUGAAGCUGAUCCGCAAGCAGUUUGCAGAUAAUGCCCUCGUCGCCAGUGGGGAGAAACUGCUGGAGAAGCUUCCUGAGUUGCUUGGUGGUGUGGAGGUGAAGCCAAGCCUCUUGCAUGGGGACCUGUGGAGCGGAAACAUUGCUGCAGAUAAGGAAGGCAAUCCAGUCAUCCUCGACCCUGCUACAUACUAUGGCCACAGUGAAGCUGAAUUCGGAAUGUCGUGGUGUGCCAGUUUUGGCGGUUCGUUCUGGUCAGCGUAUUUUGAGGUUCUUCCUAAGCAACCUGGCUUUGAAGAAAGAGUGGAAAUUUACAAGCUGUACCACUACCUCAAUCAUUAUAACCUCUUUGGAUCAUCAUAUCGUUCGUCCUGCAUGUCUAUCAUCAAUCGGUUUGUCUGA
Molecule: messenger RNA, 1431 nt
Organism: Closterium sp. Naga37s-1
Lineage: Eukaryota; Viridiplantae; Streptophyta; Zygnematophyceae; Desmidiales; Closteriaceae
Source: the annotation of a GenBank genome assembly